This is a messenger RNA of Camellia sinensis, 438 nucleotides long. The record is from RefSeq and is a predicted model, not a curated record. Lineage: Eukaryota; Viridiplantae; Streptophyta; Magnoliopsida; Ericales; Theaceae.
AUGGUUCACUUUGGCUUCUUUGAAAACCAUUUUGACAAAAAUACUUGUCUAUGUGCUGUUCCAGGCUCUGGGUGCUUGCUUUUAGUCCAUGCAGUGCCUUCCGAAAGGAAAAUCCUGUCUCUUAGGAAUUUAAUCUAUCCUCACAUCAAGUUCAAAAUUGGUAAUGGGGAAAAUGUGUUCCUGUGGUAUGACAAUUGGCACCCGCUUGGUUCGUUGUGGCAUAAGUUUGGUCCUAGAAUUCUUUAUGACACUAAUCUUCCUGACAGCACCAAGGUCAGCUCUAUAGUCUCUAAUGGUUCUUGGAAGUGGCCUAUCUCUAACUCUUGGGAGAUAAAGGAGUGGAUCUCUUCUACCCCUUUAUCCUUCCUUCCUUCCCUUGGCUCUUCUGAUACUCCGUUUUGGAAUUUGGCUGCUGAUGGUGACUUCUCUAUCCAAUAA